AUGAAUGAACAUCUACUUGUUCAAGCUAAAAACGGCAAUGGCCUAACCACAUUUUUCAUUCAAUUUGCACCAUAUAACUCUACAACAAAAACAUUUUUACAAUGUUCGAUUCUUUAUCCAGAUAGUCUUCAUCAUUAUGUUUAUACUGUGGCUGUUGGUCAAAAACAGAAGAACAAUCAAACUCAUUUUUUCUUUGCUGGUGAACUCAUCAAUGGUCAAAGUGGAGCAUUUGUUGGAAUCGCUGAAUAUCAAGGUAUGACACUUAUAGGGAAUAACAGUCUUGAUGCUUCAUUGUUAUGUAAUACAAGUUUUUCGUAUUCUUUACAAUAUCUAUUGCAUUACGAGCAUCAAGAAUAUUUUGUGCUUGGUGUUGAACCUCAAGGUUUUCUGAGUUAUGGAUUUUCGAAUCAGUUUGUUUUUAUGUUUGAUUCUCGAAAUACAUCUAUUCUACAAUCAUGGAAUGCUAGUUUAACAUGGCCCGAUCAUUCAUUUAUGCCUCAUGGUAUUGCAAUGGCUGAUCAUUUUGGUGUCAUAGCGGGAUUUAUUCAGAAUACUGCUGAUGCAUUAGUCAAACAUAGCCCGAUAGUUUAUUUGAUCAAUUUCAAUUCAUCGAAUCAUCAUCCGAUCAUUAUCGACCAGUAUAAACCAAUCGCUACUCCUGGUACAUGGCAAGAUUUAUUGACAAAUGCUGAUGCAGAUACCUAUUUAGCAAAAUAUGACAUGUCAGUUAGUAUCAAUGAGAAUGGCGAUGUAUUAGUUGGAAUGCAAUUCAUCAAUCGAGUAUUCCUAUUUUCAGUUAACAUGACUAAGCCAAAUAAAUUAAUCUACGUUAGUAGACAUACUAACGGUCGAUCAUUGGGAAAUGGGAAAGGUGUAGCUUGGCUGGGAAAUGGAGCUAUAGCUGCUAUAUUGGUUAAUACCUAUUCGCUUAACUAUCAAUGGUCAUCAUCAAAACUCUAUAUGUAUGAUAUUCGAUCGUUUGGUUUCAACUCGAACAGUACUCCUCUUUCUGUUUUCCCAAAUGGUCAUUACAUGUUACCUCAAAGAUUUAGUUUCGUAUUCUUAAAUAUUAUCUCAUCACCAACAUCAUUAGCAUUACUAGAUGAUAAUGGAAAUAUCUUGAUUUUUCUUCCUGCUCCACCAGGAUUUUAUCCAUCUAUUCAACAUACUGGGUCAAUGCCAGUGAUGACCAGACAAUCACUAUGUAUGCCAGGUACAUACAAGAAUCAGACAGGCAUUCAUGAUUGUAUUCUUUGUCCAUCGGGGACGAAAAAUUCCGGUAACGCCACUACUCAAUGUACUCGAUGUUCAUCGAAAUCAUUCUGUUCACUCGGUUCGGUUCAUGAUGUGCCUCAAUCAGCAUUAAUUAGUAUUGCUCAAGUAAUAGCCUAUCCAAGAUCACCAGAAAGUAUAAUAUUCGAUGAAAUUCUUAUCCAAAACAUGUUUCAUAUUGGAUCAGGUCGUUGUCUUGCGAUAUCACCUUUAUUCUGGACAUUGAUUGUAGCAAGUUUAGCUGUCAUUGUACUGAUCAUUAUGGCUAUACUAGAACUGUUUAUCAAUAAUCCUACUGCUACAAAAAUACGAAGACUCGUCAAACAUGUAUUCAAGCAUACUGAUUUUAUAGGUGAAGGAGAAUUAUGGGUUGGUGGUUUAGUAUCAUUAGCUGUUGUGGUUCUAGUAAGUUUUGCCUAUGCAUUUAGUAAUGUAUAUUCAAAACAAUAUCCAAUUGAAACGGCAUCCAAUUCGAAUUUUGUUUGCGAUAAAACAAUCAGAAAUGCUAAAUUUCAAACAAGUUUACAAUCAUUAGGUAUACCACAUGCUCAAGCGGAACAGCAUAUGUUUGAUUUAUUACACGAACAAGAGCUUUAUUUAAAUAUCGAUUUUGUCAACACAUUGAUUAAUUGUGAUUCAAUAUCGAUGCAAGCUCUAUUCGGUACAACAUGGGCGACUAUUCGAUGGUUAACAUGUCAAAAUAUAAAUUCGAUUCUUUCAUUAUCGAUUUCACUCCCUUAUCAACAUAUUUCUGUGCAAAUACUAAUAGAUGAUGUUAAAACUAUUGGUGCUCUUCGUAUUGGUCUUUAUGGACAUGGAAAUGAGAGUCAGCAUUAUAGAUUAAAAGAAUUGAAUUUUUAUCAAUCAUUUUCAAAAAUUGAACAACUAUUGGCACAAAACCUACCGAUUGCUCUUGCUCUAACUAAAGUAAUUAAUGAAACACUACCUAUGAUUGGUGAAGAAUCAGAAUUCAGUGGUAUUUUCAUUCCAACAUUUACAGUUGAUUUCAAUAGUUUAUUUCUUUCCAAUGACCAAUAUGUUCGUUCAUCUAUUGGAUGCACUGGAAGUUCAACAACCACUGAAACUUAUGUCAAUUAA
Messenger RNA from Rotaria sp. Silwood1, 2370 nucleotides. The record is from the annotation of a GenBank genome assembly. Lineage: Eukaryota; Metazoa; Rotifera; Eurotatoria; Philodinida; Philodinidae.